This is a messenger RNA of Torulaspora delbrueckii, 1014 nucleotides long. It is a transcript of the gene BUD17, whose product is annotated as putative pyridoxal kinase BUD17. Lineage: Eukaryota; Fungi; Ascomycota; Saccharomycetes; Saccharomycetales; Saccharomycetaceae. Gene Ontology annotation, molecular function: pyridoxal kinase activity. The record is from RefSeq and is a predicted model, not a curated record. Gene Ontology annotation, cellular component: cytosol. Bases 1 to 1014 code for a protein of 337 amino acids. The transcript has a single exon. Gene Ontology annotation, biological process: pyridoxal 5'-phosphate salvage.
AUGACCAAGUUGAAAGAACCAGUCGAAUUUGAGGAGAUCUCAAGGCCCAAGACACGAACAAGAAGGGUUCUGUCAAUCCAGUCUCAUGUGGUCCAUGGAUAUGUGGGUAAUAAGGCUGCAACCUUCCCAUUGCAGUACAGAAGUUGGGAUGUAGAUGCUUUGAACACUGUACAGUUCUCGAAUCACCCGGGAUACGGUUCAUUCAGUGGGUUUAGGUCGAAAGCAGGUGAUAUCGAUGAUAUAUUAGAGAAAGGACUUCUUAAUGGGCUACAUAUGAAGUAUGACGCAGUUAUGAUAGGUUACUUACCAUGCGUGGAAAGCUUGAAGAUUACAGGACAGAGGAUUGGUGCACUAUGUCGCCAGGAUCCACAGAUUAAAUGGAUCUUGGACCCUGUGCUGGGUGACAACGGUAAACUGUACGUUGCUGAAGAGAUCGUACCUAUUUACAAGAAGAUCCUUCAAAACAGUGGCGUUUUCCUUGUUACUCCAAACCAGUUCGAGAUGGAAAUACUCACUGACGUCAAGAUAGACUCUCUUGAUGCAUUGUGGACCAGUUUUGAGCAAUUCCAUCAGAAAUACCCAAAAGUCGACAAGAUAGUGGUGACAAGCCUCGAGUUUCCUGUCAGCCAGGAACAUGCCGAACGGUACAUUUACAGCGCAUGCUACGAUACCACUGCAACCUCCGGGAGGAUAAACUAUUUCAAAGUACCCAAGAUUGAUGCCCAUUUCAGUGGUAGCGGCGAUCUCUUCAAUGCAUUGCUACUAGACCUUGUGCUUCCCGUGGACUAUACAGAGAGCAUCGAUCUUCCUAACACUCUUUGGACAGUCUUGCUGCUGGUUGACAAGAUUUUAAGAAGGACUUUGCAGUUGUCUUACUCUCAAGACCCUUCUACUAAGAGUUCUGUUGUAAUCAAUGAUCUAAAGCUCAUACAAUGCCAAGAGUUGCUUGAUCCGAGCUGCCAAAUCGAGGAACCGUUCAAUGCCAUCAAGAUGCCACAAGAAUCAAUCAAGUAA